CACACACACACUGCCUCCACCUCCCUCACACACUCCCGCCGAGCUGCCAGUGAGCCACCGCCGCUCCGCUCCUCUCCAUCUCUCCGCGUCCCCUGCGCACUGCGGUGCGUCCAGCUGUGCGCACAUCUCAUCGCCCCCCGCCCCGGCUCCGGAGCUCCAACCCAGGGCUGAAGCUGAACUCUUUUUAAAUCCCCGAACAGACUGGAAAGCAGGAGGACAUACAAAUAUGACUUCUAAAGCGAUGGAGCGCCUGAAUCUGUCGGAGGAGCAGAUCAAACUGCUGGAGGACAGUUUCAAAAAAGUCAGCAAGCAUCCGGCUGGCACAACGCUCAUGCUGAUCGCUGCGGAGUGCGGGCUGUCGGAGGAGGAAACACAAAAAUGGUUCAAGCUGCGGAACGCACAGUGGAGGCAGGCGGAGGGUCUUCCAGCUGAACUGGGAUCGGUGUUGGACUGAAGAUGGGGGGCUGGGGCUCUGUGCUGACCUUGUUUCUCCUGGACAAAGUGACCCUACCACCUCUUCCCCAUACACUUCCCUCCCCAUGUGUACAUCUCUCUUUUUGUAUCUAUGAAGCUACUUUAACUUACUGUACGGAAUGUGAAGGUGUUUGUAUGUUGUUGCCAAUAUAACCGCCAUGUUUACAGAAAUAAACAUAUUGUAUAAGUUAAAA
Molecule: messenger RNA, 668 nt
Organism: Morone saxatilis (striped sea-bass)
Lineage: Eukaryota; Metazoa; Chordata; Actinopteri; Moronidae
Gene: hopx
Product: HOP homeobox
Exons: 2
Coding region: 227-454 (75 amino acids)
Biological process (GO): cell differentiation; regulation of transcription by RNA polymerase II
Cellular component (GO): nucleus
Molecular function (GO): DNA binding
Source: RefSeq, a predicted model, not a curated record